Oryzias latipes (Japanese medaka) is the source of this 4763-nucleotide messenger RNA. RefSeq names its product solute carrier family 6 member 1b (gene slc6a1b). The record is from RefSeq and is a predicted model, not a curated record. Gene Ontology annotation, cellular component: cell surface; plasma membrane; axon. Gene Ontology annotation, molecular function: gamma-aminobutyric acid:sodium:chloride symporter activity. NCBI's taxonomy places the organism in Eukaryota, Metazoa, Chordata, Actinopteri, Beloniformes, Adrianichthyidae. Gene Ontology annotation, biological process: nitrogen compound transport; neurotransmitter transport; amino acid transport.
UCUCUCAAAUCCACUGCCAUCUCAGUGGUGGAAAUGUUGGAGUUGGGGAGGGUUGACUUUGAGGUGACAUUGGGGCUGUGUAGAUGAGAGUGUGGAGCCUGUGCUCCAUGAUACGUCCCUGCUCACUCUAAACCAGAAGGCAGCAGCUUCUUCUCCGGUCUCUGCUCCCCUCCUUUCUUUCAGCACCACUCCUUUAAGGACAGCACCGCGCUCUCAAAGACACAUUUGACCACCAUUCUCUCCUCCUCUGGACUUCACAACUGCUUAAGUGCCAUCGGAUGCAAAGUUUUUCUGAUUUCCUUUCUACUACGCAACUAAAAGGAAGUAAUUUUUUUCAAAUUGGAUGUUUAAAUCUGGGAAACAAUCUGUCCAAGACGCCAAAUUUUUUGCUUGCAUCGUCACUUUGGUGCCCCGACUGCAAUUCCUGCUUCAUUGCAUAAGUCUGCUCAUCCGUUUCCCCUCGACUAUUUUCUGAGGACCCUCGGCACAGGACGGAGAAACCACUGCACGUCAGGACCGGUGCUGAAGCUCUCAUCUCUCUGCUGGUCAGGACUAACCGAAAAACACCGUCAGCAUCAUGGCUACCAACGGGACCAAAGCCUCGGAUGGGCACGUCUUAACGGAGACAGUGACUGAUGCGCCCAGCACCACGCCAAAUGACAAACCCAAAACCUUGGUGGUGAAGGUGCAGAAGACGAAAAAGGAAAUACCUGAGAGAGAAACAUGGGGUGGAAAAUUUGACUUUCUACUCUCUUGUGUCGGAUACGCAAUCGGACUGGGAAAUGUCUGGAGAUUUCCUUACUUAUGUGGAAAAAACGGCGGAGGAGCCUUCUUGAUUCCAUACUUUUUGACGCUCAUAUUUGCUGGCAUGCCCCUGUUCUUUCUCGAGACGGCUCUUGGUCAGUACACCUCUAUUGGAGGUCUUGGAGUGUGGAAGUUGGCCCCGUUGUUCAAAGGUGUGGGUCUGGCUGCCGCUGUCUUGUCUUUUUGGCUAAAUAUCUAUUAUAUUGUGAUCAUUGCCUGGGCUAUUUACUAUCUGUACAACUCCUUCACUACUGAUCUGCCGUGGAAAACUUGUGGCAAUUCCUGGAACACAGAUCGCUGCUACACUAACUACAGCAUUGCAGACACCGGAAACCUCACCAGUGCUGUAGUGGAGUUCUGGGAACGUAACAUGCACCAGCUGACCGAUGGUCUGGAAAAGCCUGGGGCGGUUAGAGUCCCACUGGCUAUUACACUUGCUAUUGCAUGGGUGCUUGUCUAUUUCUGCAUCUGGAAGGGGGUCAGCUGGACUGGCAAAGUGGUGUAUUUCUCGGCUACAUACCCUUACUUUAUGCUGUUCAUACUGUUUUGCCGUGGCAUCUCCCUACCUGGUGCCAUUGAUGGAGUUCUUUUCUACAUCACUCCAGACUUUGAAAAACUGAAGGAGUCUGAGGUGUGGCUUGAUGCUGCCACGCAGAUUUUCUUUUCCUACGGGCUGGGAUUAGGUUCCCUGAUUGCUCUUGGCAGCUAUAAUCCCUUCCAUAAUAACGUAUACAGAGAUUCUAUCAUUGUCUGCUGCAUCAACUCUUUCACCAGUAUGUUUGCCGGCUUUGUCAUCUUCUCUAUUGUGGGAUUCAUGGCUAACGUAACAAAGAGACCCAUCGCCGAUGUGGCAGCCUCAGGGCCGGGCCUGGCAUUUUUGGCAUAUCCUGAGGCCGUCACCCAGCUGCCAGUCUCUCCUCUCUGGGCGAUACUUUUUUUCUCCAUGCUGCUGAUGCUGGGAAUCGACAGCCAGUUCUGCACUGUGGAAGGCUUCAUCACGGCUCUGGUUGAUGAAUUUCCCCAUGUCCUAAGAAAGCGAAGGGAGAUCUUCAUUGCAAUUGUCUGCGUCAUCUCUUAUGCCAUUGGCCUAUCGAACAUCACACAGGGCGGGCUGUACGUGUUUAAGUUGUUUGACUACUACUCAGCCAGUGGAAUGUCCCUGCUUUUCUUGGUCUUCUUUGAGUGCAUCUCAAUUUCAUGGUUUUAUGGUGUGAAUAAAUUCUAUGAAAACAUUGAGGAAAUGAUUGGAUACAAGCCAUGUCUGUGGUGGAAGGCCUGCUGGGUUGUUUUCACUCCUCUGAUUGUCGCUGGAGUUUUCCUGUUCAGUGCAGUGCAGAUGGUUCCUCUUACCAUGGGCGAUUAUGUGUUUCCUGGAUGGGGUCAGGGAGUCGGCUGGUUGAUGGCACUUUCUUCCAUGACUCUCAUCCCAGGCUACAUGGGAUACCUGUUCCUCACACUUAAAGGCACAUACAAGGAGCGUCUGCGAAUAAUGAUUAAGCCUUUGGGAAUCUUAAAAUCUCAGGAAAAUGGUCCGGACCCGCAGACAGAAAACCAGAGCCAGAACCCUGCCAAUGAGGAAGCCUACAUCUGAAAGGUCUUGCCUGCGUCUCCGCUCUAAUGGCCGGAUUGGCCCUCCACCGUAAUCAAGGUUGGAAACAACCACUAGACUUCUAUGUCUGCUUUUAUUCACCUACCUCCUGGGGACACGUGAAACCAACCUGAUUACACUGUUAUUUUCUGUUCCGUUUUUGGUUUUCUCAUUGUUUCUUUGUAUAAGACAGAGGUAAAGAAAAAAAAAAAAAGAAACCACCCUACAAAGUUGUUGUGAUAUUAUGAACUUCAUUAUGCAAAGAGGGAAAAAAAUAGACUUAUUUGAAAAUAAGUACUUGCGACUUAGAAUAUUAUUGUAUAUUGAAUAUGUGUAAAUCUGGAGGCCCACAUUAAUUCUGUAGAGUUAUGCUUUUAAGAUAAAAAAUACAUUGACUAAACUCAAAUUAUUGUACAAAAACAAUAUCCAUGAAUAUAUUUUAUUUUAUAUGAAUUAAAUAAUCUAAACUGUAUGAAAUUCAGUGAAUGAAGAGAAAGCAAUAUGUGAUUUUAUAGCUGAGGUUGAAACAUGAUCAACUUCAAGCAUUGACACUAUGAGCAUAUAGAAAACAAAAGGCUAAAUCUGCAUGUGUGAAUAAAGGAAUUCUUCACUAUUUCCCUACACUAUCACAUCCUGUCAGAAUCCUGCAACAUUCCUAAGGCUCUUAGGCAAUUUUAAAAAAAGCACAACUUUGAAUUUUGAAAGAUCCAACCUUUUUUAGGCAUGACUGAAACCUGUGAUGAGCAAAAACAUCUUAUAUAGGACACAUAGCAAGAGACUGUUAUAACUGUUCCUUUGUUUUCUAAAGAACAAUAACUUUGUAUGUUGUCUAACUCGUUUUUUUAGAAUCAUUUGUAGAUGUUUUUCUAUAUGUGAGAGUAAGAAGGACCAAAAUGACACUCUUCUUUCAACAGUUAGUGUAAUCGCCUGUUAACCACAUGUGAGUUUAUUAAGAAACAACAGAGCAAUAUCAUAGAAGAAGCAGCAUCUGUCUAUAAGCACAAGAUGGUUCUGAGGACAACCACUUUAACAACAAAGGUAAAGCCCACUUUUGCACAAUGUCCUCGACAAUUCUGUCUGAAAGCAGUUAUUUGGGAAAUCUUUAGUCUACUUUUGUAUGACUUCAGUGGAAGGAAAGUUUACCAAUUUAAUGUUUGGUUUUAAGGGAACAAUGUGCCACAGGUGCUGUAUAAUUUCAAAGAAAGAACAUUGGAUUUUUAUGAUAGCUUCCACUACUUUGACUAGUGAUGUUUACUUGUAUAUACAUAGCUAUACACAGUUAGAAACCCACUCCUCAGGAAAAAAAAAGUAGACAUUACCAAAUUGUCUGAGAUAUUACCCUAAUACACAGCGAGAACAUUUCUAGGGCUAGUUUAAAAAUUAGAAUUAAGAAAAAAAAGCAACUGUGAAUUUUUUUUUCUCUACAUAAGGACAGCAUGCUAUGUGAAGCAUAAGGACAACAUGAAAGCUUCCCAAUAUUAAGAAUCAUUUUUUUGCACUCGGGCAUUUUUAAAAGAUGAUCCAAAAUGUUGCCUGUUUGCACUCCUGACCAGUCAUCUGUUGUGGCCUUUUAUUAAUAUUAUUUUUGAUAAAGCCAUGGUGCAUCCCUUCGUCAUAGAAAGUGCAGCUUCAGAGAGAACCCCUUCAGAAAGAAUAAGUGAUAGCACAGUGUGACAUAGCCAAAUGGUACACAGGUCCACACUCUGUAGAGACACUAUUUUCAAAGAUACAUGAAAAUCUCUUCGUUUAGGUACACAAAGGUUUCUCAGUGACGCAUACACUAAUGUAAUAAUGCUAACCUUUGGCCAGACAGUAAAUAUCACCAUAAGGAAGGACCAUGAGAGUUGUGUUUUUGUGGCAGCUACAAGCAACAGGAAUCAGCUUGAAUCCGUUUUAUUUCCACUUUUCAAAUAUGUGCCAGUUAAAAUGUGCAAUGACAAAAUGGGUCCAAUCAUUUUGUAUAAAAUUACCAUUCAGCGAUUUCUCCUUUGAAUGAUGUUGUAAACUCAGACGUGUAAUACAUGUAUCUGUGAAUGUCCGUACAACCUGAGACUUUUUAUUUUUAUUUUGUUUAAAUGUUGAAUAAAAAAUAUAAAAUGUGCUGUUUUCUGCAAUAAUACUAUCCCAGAAACGAUGGCACAUAAAUCUCUAUAACAGAAUGGAGUAACAAUAAAGAUGCUAAUAAAUAUAAUGUAAUAGAAAAGUUUAGUCAGAGAAUAUUGUUUUGUAUAUUUUUAGCUGUUAUAUGGGCCUAAUGUAAAAAAAUAUAUUCUAUUUAAAAAUGUAUUAAAUGUGUAGAUGGUGUUAUAUGAAAAAGCAUGAUUGCUAUAUAUGGUAUCUGCAAAAUAAAUAAAGAUCUAUAGAUUAUAAA